Carya illinoinensis is the source of this 558-nucleotide messenger RNA. RefSeq lists its product as uncharacterized. The coding region runs from base 1 to 558 and encodes 185 amino acids. The record is from RefSeq and is a predicted model, not a curated record. The transcript has a single exon. NCBI's taxonomy places the organism in Eukaryota, Viridiplantae, Streptophyta, Magnoliopsida, Fagales, Juglandaceae.
AUGGAAGGUUUCAUAAAGUUGAUUGAUGAUUGUGUAUUAAUAGACCUGUGGUAUGAGGGCACAUAUUUCACUUGGUGGAGCAAUAGAGAAAGAGAGCAUAACAUAAAUGAAAGAUUGGACCAUUUCUUGGCUAAUAACGCAUGGUGCCAAACUUUUCCUAUGGCAAAAGUGACACAUGGUUCAGCUGCGUAUUCUGACCAUGUACAUAUCCUGUUCCAAACAGAAGAUUGUAUUCCAAGAAGAAGGGGCUCCAGACCUUUUGGAUUUAAAGCAAUGUGGGUGGAAGAUGAUGAGUGUGGAAAGGUGAUUAAGAAUGCUUGGUCUUUCAACUCUAGUCUUGGCCCUAUAAAUGAUGUGCUGCAAAAACUUGAAGGUUAUAGUGAACACCUAGCAAAGUGGAACAAGCAACAUUUUGGCCUAGUACAUAAGAGGGUUCAGCAAGCUAGAGACAAGCUGCCAAAAGUUGGAAAUAACAAUGCUCUAAAACAGGUUGAACUGCAGCAGGCUAGAGAUGACUUGCAAUGCUGGCUUGAGAUGGAUGAGAUAAGAUGGAGAUAG